AUCGUGAUGUCACAAACGUGGGCGGUGCCAACAGCGUGUGCUCAAAUACGUGGGCGGAGUCAAGCGGGUUCAAAAACAGAUUGUGGGUGACUGUGGAUGCUUUGUACGAUUUUCUCUUCUUACGUUCUUCAAAGGUGAUUCUAAUUCGACUUUCCGUGCUCCCCUGUAUACAUGGGGGAAUGAGUUUUUUUGCACAUUUAUGCAGUGGACGCCUAUGACAGAAGCCGUGUUACUUUUUUCAAAGGCAUUGCUUCCAGUGGAAAAGACUAGUUUCCAAAACAGCCAUGAAACCGCCUGGCGAGGAAGAGAGCCUGCGGCUGGGCACACUUCUGCUCAACACCCUGGCAAGAGAAAAGCGUCUUUGGAGAGCACCAGUCCUUAAGAACGGUUGCAUUCAGGGUUCAGAUAUCAGCCCACCGCAGUACCAGGAGGUGAUCGUGUGGUUGCGUGAAAUGAGCAGCAUUCUCCAGUUUUCCUCCGAGACGUUCGCUUUGGGAGUCUGUGUUCUUAACAGCCUGCUUGCAACAGUCAAAACUCGGCUGAAAUACCUCAAAUGCAUGGCCAUCACCUCUCUGAUCCUUGCUGCAAAAAUCAACGAGGAAGAUGAGGUGAUCGCAUCGGUUAAAGACCUGCUGGAGCAAAGCAGAUGCAAGUUCUCAACAGCUGAGAUUCUUCGCAUGGAGCGAGUCAUAUUAAACAAGCUGCACUGGGACCUUUACAUGGCCACGCCGAUGGACUUCAUUCACAUUUUCCACGGCCUGCUGAUGUCCAGGCGUCCUCAGCUGAUGUUGUCCAGCUCUCAGAAGAGACCCUGCCUCCAGGCGUCGCUGUGGACCAGGCAGCUGCAGCACUGUAUGGCCUGCCACCAGCUCUGGCAGUUCAAGGGCUCCAUAUUGGCUUUGGCCAUCAUCACUUUGGAGCUGGAGAGGCUGACGCCUGAUUGGUUCUCUGUUUUUACCGACCUGCUGAGGAGAGCACAGAUGGAGAGCACAGAGUUCAUCUGCUGCAAGGAGAUGGUGGAUGAGUACCUCACCGGCCUCGAGCUCUCCUUACACACCAACGCCGUCUACAUUUUGGACGCCUCCAGCAUGCUGGCGUUCAGAGGACAUGACACGCGGGAGGAGGAUGGAGAGGGGAACAGAAAGAGACGAGCACAGAAAGGGGACCAAGACAUGGACGACUUCUAUGAUGGUUUCUGGUGCUUUUAUGAUGAGGAUGUGUCGGAGAAAACGGCAAACCAUAGACUGCAGGAUACACAAGAACAGAUCUGGUCUUGUCCUCCGUUACGGCCCUCUUCUCGUCAGUAAGCUAGCGUGUGCUUCUGUGAGAGGUGGGAGCGGUUAAAUGAUGGCCAAGGCACUUUUUGAU
Messenger RNA from Sinocyclocheilus rhinocerous, 1368 nucleotides. It is a transcript of the gene ccni2, whose product is annotated as cyclin I family, member 2. The record is from RefSeq and is a predicted model, not a curated record. Lineage: Eukaryota; Metazoa; Chordata; Actinopteri; Cypriniformes; Cyprinidae. The transcript is spliced from 8 exons. The coding region runs from base 285 to 1307 and encodes 340 amino acids.